Messenger RNA from Sphaeroforma arctica JP610, 3420 nucleotides. RefSeq lists its product as hypothetical. Gene Ontology annotation, cellular component: chromosome. The transcript has 23 exons. Gene Ontology annotation, biological process: chromosome organization. Gene Ontology annotation, molecular function: protein binding; ATP binding; ATP hydrolysis activity. The coding region runs from base 337 to 3420 and encodes 1027 amino acids. The record is from RefSeq and is a predicted model, not a curated record. Lineage: Eukaryota; Ichthyosporea; Ichthyophonida.
ACGAGAGCGAGAAUUAGGGACCUAUGUAUACGCAUUUACUAGAGAACCCGAGAGAAAAUUGGGGCCGCGUCGUUGUUGUAGGGAGCUUCUAAGCUGAGCACCUGCACUUCGCGUAUAUAUUGCUAUCUUUCACCUGAUCUCCUUAGUAUCGUUCGUUGCCACUUUCGUGGGAUUCCAGAUGAACGCAUAAGUUGUUCACACAAGCGCUAAACGCUUUCCAGUUUAUCACACUGCACAUAAAGCGUACGCCCGCAUGCGAUCGCGUAUAUUAUUGUAUAGCAAUAUACAUAUACUACAAAGCUGAUAAGCAGCUAAAUACGCUAUUACAUUGUAAUCAUGCACAUUGAAGAAGUGAUCAUAGACGGCUUCAAGUCGUACAGGCACCGCACAGUGGUGUCUGGGUUUCAUACGCAUUUCAACGCUAUCACAGGAUUGAAUGGUUCUGGAAAGUCCAACAUCCUCGAUGCCAUCUGCUUUGUUUUAGGUAUUACCAAUCUCAAACACGUGCGUGCACAGAAUCUGCAAGAUCUGGUGUACAAGAAGGGUCAUGGGGGUGUUACCAAAGCGAGUGUGACCAUAGUGUUCGACAACAAGGACAAAGAAACCUCCCCAGCGAACUACGAGGCGUUUGAUCAAAUCACCGUUACUCGACAGAUCCAAAUCGGAGGCACGAAUAAGUAUCUCAUCAACGGUCGCAAUGUGGACAAGAAACGUCUCAACGCACUCUUCCUGUCUGUGCAGUUGAAUGUGAACAACCCGCACUUUCUGAUUAUGCAGGGCCGAGUAACCAAGGUGUUGAAUAUGAAACCCCCGGAGAUUCUAUCGCUGAUUGAGGAGGCAGCAGGCACCAAACUGUUUGAGAUCAGCAAAAAGGAAUCUUUCUCAAUGAUUGAGAAAAAGGACAAGAAACUCAACGAGAUUGAUUCGGUAUUGGACGAAGAGGUUGAGCCGAAGAUGCAGCAGCUGAAGAAGGAGCGUUCGGCUUACCUAGAGUUCCAGAAGAACCAGCAGGAAAUUGACAUCCGCAGCCGCUAUGUCACCGCAUAUCACUACUGCUGCAACAAGAGCAAAUACGAUGCCAUGAGCGCGGAAUUUGUGGUGGUGGAGAAGGUGAUGCUGGACUUCAACAAGCGCAAAAGUGAACUCGUGCUGCAGCUCAAGGACACGGAACAGAAUCUCGAGAUUCUGCGCAAAAAGAAGGAAGCGGAAAUAGGGGGAGGACUGCGCGAUCUCGAUAAGGAGGUGCAAUCGAUUUCGAAGAAAUUGGUCACUGAGACAGCCAGUGUGGCAAAUGCCACAGAUACUCUCAAUUCAGAGACGCUUGCUGUGGCACAAUUCGAGGAGAGUGAGAAGGAGGCAUUGGAGGCUAUUGAAGCGAAAAAGAAAGAGCUGGAGAAGGCCAUGAAUGACCUCGGCCCCAUUGAACAGGCGCACAUCACCGCUGCAGAGGGUAUGGAGAAGGCCAAACGUGAUCUGCAGGCGGUGCGUGCGGGUAUGAGCACUGGAGAGAGUGACAAUGCGUCCAGUUUUGACGACACCAUUCGACAGGCAGAGAACGAGCAAGCCGCGGCUGAAAGCGAGAGGCAAACACGGCAGAUGAAGGUCAAGCACGCUACAGCUGAACUUAAGACGAAGAAACCUCAGGCGGUGCAGGCCGAAAAGACCCACGGCAGCGCCACGCGACAGCUCAAAGAAAAGCACAGCCAACUGGAACUCAUGCGCACACAAUUGCAAGUGCUCCCCUUCGACAAGGACGCAUAUGACACUCUUAACAAUGAGAGGAAAGUUUUGGCCGAUCGCGUGCGCCAAUUAGAGAACACGUUCGAGAGUUUGAAGUCUGAGAACAGAGGAUUCACUUUCAAUUAUUCAGACCCGGAACCCAAUUUCGAUCGAACCAAGGUGCACGGAUUGGUGGCGCGAUUGAUUCAAAUAGCCAACGAAAACGUGACGGGAGCCCUGGAGGUUGCUGCAGGGGGUCGCCUGUACAAUGUAGUCAUUGACUCGCAAGAGACGGGUGCUAAGCUGCUUAAACGUGGUCGUCUGCGCCAUCGCGUGACGUUCAUUCCGCUCAAUCGCAUUGCCGCACGAACAAUCACACCACAGCAACUACAACGGGCCAAGCAGCUAGUGGGUGUGGAGAAUGCCGAACUCGCACUAACAUUAGUGGGAUAUCCCAAAGACAUUGAGAAGGCCAUGCAGUACGUGUUUGGGACGACAAUUGUCUGCACCAGCGCUCAGGCUGCUCAGAAAGUGACAUAUGACAGGGAUGUUCGCACUCGUUGCGUCACACUGGACGGUGACGUAUACGAACCCUCGGGCACUCUGUCUGGCGGGUCCAAUAGAAACAAAAGCUCAGUACUGCAAAGGUUGCAGAAGCUCAACCAGGCUGAGGAGGAAUUCACACAGGCGGCACGAGAACUCGCAGAUUUGGACGCCAAACUGGAGAUGUGCACGCAGCAGAAGACCCAUUACUCCGAAACAGCGGCUGCUUUGAAGAACCUGCAGUACCAGUACGAUUUGCUGGACAAGACCAUCCGUAGCAGUCCCCACGGCGCACUGAUCCAAGAGGUGGCGGACCUCGAGAAGGCCAUUGCCGACCACACCGAAGCCAUACAGCACGCCACGCACCAGCUCAAGACGGCUGCAGCACGCAUUGAGGAAGUGGAGAAGGAGCGCAAAGCUUUUGUCAACAGCCGCGAGAGCCAGACAGAGAAAAUGGAAAAGCUUCUGGCGCUGCAGAGGAAGGCGAGUCAAAAGGCCACGCAGAAGUUCAAGGCGCAUAAAGAGGUGAUAGACGGUUUGGAAUUGGAGCUGCAGCAAAUGAGCAACGAUCACGAAGGCUUCGAUGCGCAAAAGGCUGAUCUAAAGGCCUCUGUCGAAAAGGCAAAGGCUAACCUGACGGCGCGGCAGCAAAAGUUGCUACAAAUCGAGGCGGACUAUGAUUCGGCCAACGAAAGGUUGCAGAAGAAACGCGAGAAACUCGACGAAACUGAUGCGGAGAUGAAGAAGAUGGCUGCCACAAAGGCCAAAGUUGAGAAGGAGCAGGGCGAUCUGGAGAUUGAGAACAAGACGGCGAUGCAUAGGAAAAGCCGAAUGCAGAGUGAACUCAAGGACCAGGCUGACAGUGUUAAGCACCUGUUGCUAAGCAACGUAUGGAUCACGAAGGAAGAACAUCUCUUCGGCAAUCCCGGCACAACAUAUGAUUUCCAGAAUGGACAGGACCCUCAUGAAAGCGAAGUGGAGUUACAACGACUGAAGGCUAUGCAGGAGGGGCUCAAGGGGCAAGUUAAUAUGGAGUUCGGUCCGGAUGUACCACCAUUUACACGUGUUUUCGUGUUUGAAGCUGAGAUGCGAAAAGGCGACGUCACGAACGUGUCACUCGACAUUCACGCGCCUCUAAGAGCCCAAUUAGAAGGCUAG